AUGCGCUUCAGGAGGGCGACGACAACCGCUACCGCAUAUUCUGCCAUCGGACCGUCUCGCUUUCACUGGCGGGCGGGACUGACUCACCUCCCCUAUGGUGGAAUUGGAGGAUUACUUCUUGCUCUGGUGGGAGUCAUCGUCGCCGUCGCCAUCUUGGUCGCAUCUGAUGGCGUGGCCACCAACAAAUGGAAAUUCCAGCCCACCGUCUAUCUCGCCAUCGCUUCCACCCUCACCAACGUCACCCUAGCAUAUUCCUUGCUGGCCGGCGUCAACAUCAGUUGGUGGCACAAAGCUUUGAAGGACGGAACCAAGGUGGGAGAUCUUCACCGUGUCUGGGCUUUUGGGAACAGCUUUCUCGCCGCCAUCACUUCUGGCCGGCACGUGAAUCUGGUGGCCAUCGCCAGCAUCCUCGUCGCCAUCAGCCCGGUGAAUGGCCCUCUUCUUCAGCGAGCCUCCACUAUCGGGAAUGCCACCGUGACUGAUUUGCAACAACUUGAUCUUCGUCUCAGCCAGCUCAUUCCAAAGGGAUACACGGGCAUUGUCUCGAAUCGCGGAGAUGAGGUCAACAUGCUGACAUCAAACUUCACCACUAUUGCCAAAGACUACUACAAUCGAUCGCCAGUCGCCGCAGAAUCGUCCUGUACUGGUAGCUGUCGCACCACCGUCUCAGCCGCUGGUUUCUACGUCAACUGCUCAACGUACAGGGUACCAUUCAACAUCUCUGAAGCCAAUGCCAUCGAAGGGAACUUCCCUAGUCCCACGGUUUUCGGUGCCGAAGUGCUCUACGAUGCUUAUUCUCCCACGACAGCAAACUUGAACAUGCAGAUCAAGGCCGAUCCCGGGUGUGCUGGGGAUCUGUCUGUCACCAACUGCACCCUUCGAGCGGGUACAGUCCUCUACCCCAUUGUCAUUGACGGCGUCGCGUCAACCGUGGCACUGGAUUCCGGAACUACAAUUUGGGAUGAUGUACUCGUCGGAAACCUCGACCACCUUGACGCUGAAACUCAUCUCACGGGAAGGACGACCUACGGCGGCAUUUUCCUCGCCCUGGCCAACCAAUACAACACCGAUCUCCAGCUGUCCUUCGGAGGCGCCGUUGGUUAUCAGUUGUCGGGUUCCCAGAGCAUGGCGUCCGUGUCGUAUGCGCAUGGUAUCAACGAAGUCGGUGUGACCUGUGAGGAUAUUUACUUUACGGAUCCAAUGCAUGACUUUCUUCAGGGGUUCCGCGAGCUCAUUUUCCGCACGUCCGUGGCAACCGCCAACAGUAGCACAGCCGUCCAACACGUCGAGGCCCAGGCAUCAGGAAACCACACGGUGUACCACACAGACUACCUCUUCCUGGGACUCGCCACUCUUGCAUCGGUGGCGGCGAUUGUCGUUGUCCUCUUCACCUUCCACGGUUUCUGGCGCCUGGGUCGGAGUGUCUCAAUGAGUCCCAUUGAAACGGCCAAGGCUUUCGAUGCUCCCCUCCUCCGCAGCGCGGACUCUACCUCUGCCGUCCCGGAUCUACUCAAGCAGGUGGGCAAAAUACCAGUUAAAUACGGCCUGGUCACCGAUGUCAGGAUCCCUGCCGCUGCCACCCCUACCGCCGGAGAUAACACCCUUUUGUCGUUAGAGAAUAGCAUUCUUGGAAACGACUCGGACACGGCCAACGGCGCUUCCCCCCAGGAUGGCACUCCCGCGCCAGGUCUCGUACGGACUCGCUCAACGUAUAACAACGCCUACGGCAGUGACUUUGAGCUAUUCACUCCACAAGAAACCUCGGGCGCACUAACCACCCGGUUGGAGCUCGCUGAUCCCAAGAGAAUCAGACCGAUGUGA
This is a messenger RNA of Rhinocladiella mackenziei CBS 650.93, 1821 nucleotides long. RefSeq lists its product as uncharacterized. The record is from RefSeq and is a predicted model, not a curated record. Lineage: Eukaryota; Fungi; Ascomycota; Eurotiomycetes; Chaetothyriales; Herpotrichiellaceae. The transcript has a single exon. The coding region runs from base 1 to 1821 and encodes 606 amino acids.